AUGCCUUCUCCAACGAUGAAAGAAAAACACUCUUUUUGGAAACGUCAAAUUUCAUCAACCGCCGAUACACCUCAAAACAGGGGAAGAGAUGAAGGAGGUGGACAAGGAGCUGUAACUCAAAUUAUUGCUCAGCAAUACCCCUCCUAUAAUCCAAAUAAUGCAACCUCUCCUGCAACAGUAAUUACCGAUACACAAAACGAUCAAGAAGCACAAAGACUCAAUAACAAAAAUAUGAAAGCCAUAGUAACCGCUUGCUUGGUAGUUGUUUCAAUCCUUUUGGUGCUUUUUAUUCUUUAUCUGUUCUGGAGAACGUAUAAACGCAAAAGGAGAGAAAAGAAACGCAAAGAAUUGAUAGAAGAAGCAAAUGGCUCAGAACCAGGUCGACAUGUUAUUCAGCCACCACCUCCUGUCCUCACAGUUCGGAUCGAGAGUGAUUCAAGUAUAUCCAAAGCAACAUUGAACAGUUCGCAUGGUCCUUCAAUGUCUACUUUGCACGAAACAAGUCCUAUCAGCAAGCCACAUUCGGUGCCCUUUUCUCAUUUGAACGAAAGUUCUUCUAGCUCUUCGUUUCGUGCAGCUCGCAAUCAAGUACAAUCGCGGCCAUCCGGCUUGAGCUUGAACACAACAGCAUCCAUGUUAACAGGAUCAGAACGACACGAUACAUGUUCAACCCCAAUGACAUCACCAAAUUAUGAUGAAAAUGCGUAUAGGCUCAGUAGAGCAUUACAAAGUUCACCCGUGGUGAGCGCAUUAUUAUAUGAAUCAUUUGAUACCCAGGCAGUACGCAAGAAUGGUAAGCAAAAAGAGGGCGAACGAUCAUUUGAUUGGACACAAUGCGAAUUUGAAAAAGAAGAAGAAGCGGCAAUGUGGUUACCCGAACUAAAAACUGAGUUCUCUCAAGUGUCAUACCAUAAUCGAACAAUAUCUGAACCAGCCCAAAUCGGUAUUGCUGCCGACAGAAGAGGAGAUUCUAACGAUACAAACUCACCCAUCAGUCCAAAAACAACUCUUGAGCAAUUGGCAUCAUCGACGCCCACUUCUGCAACUUCUACUCAUUUUGCCAGAAGUCCUAGUCUGGUAAUUGUGCCGUAUUCACCUCGCUCUGCCACUCUUUCGAGACAUGCCACAAACAAAGCUUCAGACCCUUCUCAUUCAAGAAACUUUGUAGUCAUGUCAAGACAGAGACCUUCAAGUGCUGGAGUUCUGUCAACCACAUUUGAAACUACACGACCUCAACAUCUUCGGACGGUUUCAUCCGUUGUUUCGGACAGCGAAUGCAGUACAGAAUCUCUAAGAAGGGCGGGAGCAUUGGCAAUACGGAAUAGCGUCUCAUCAUUAAAGAUGGGUGAUUCGAACUCUCUCAGCUCUCCAAUAUCAACAAAAGGUCGUCAUAAAGAUUCACAAUAUCCACCAAGCGCAUCAAGAUCAACAACAACGAACAAAAGACUCAAGAAACCAAGCAGUAGUGGAAGCGGGAGUGGAAAAAGUGACAAUAUUGAAUUGUUUAAGAUGAAUUAUGGUUUCGAGGCGGUUGCAACUUAAAAGAC
This is a messenger RNA of Meira miltonrushii, 1547 nucleotides long. RefSeq lists its product as uncharacterized. The transcript has a single exon. Bases 1 to 1542 code for a protein of 513 amino acids. NCBI's taxonomy places the organism in Eukaryota, Fungi, Basidiomycota, Exobasidiomycetes, Exobasidiales, Brachybasidiaceae. The record is from RefSeq and is a predicted model, not a curated record.